Messenger RNA from Microtus ochrogaster (prairie vole), 1152 nucleotides. It is a transcript of the gene Nxnl2, whose product is annotated as nucleoredoxin like 2. Lineage: Eukaryota; Metazoa; Chordata; Mammalia; Rodentia; Cricetidae. The record is from RefSeq and is a predicted model, not a curated record. Gene Ontology annotation, biological process: visual perception; sensory perception of smell; photoreceptor cell maintenance.
AAGUGGUGAAUGCUAGCUCCUCCCGUGGGCUCAAGGUGAGCUGCUCCGCGGGAGGCGGGGCUGCAAGGCGCCGGGUGCUGCGCGAGGUUCUGCGUGCUCUGCCCACAGACGGGUGGCAGCACAGCUCAGGGACUUGUCUCUUAGUGGCGUCUUCCACAAACCAGGGUCCAGGGCUAUGGUGGACGUGCUGAGCGGGCGGCGCCUGGUGACCCGCGAGGGCGAGGUGGUGGAGGCGGAGGCCGCGCUGCAGAACAAGGUGGUAGCCCUGUACUUUGCAGCGGGCCGGUGCGCCCCCAGCCGCGACUUCACGCCCCUUCUCUGCGACUUCUACACCGCGCUGGUGAGCGAGGCACGGAGGCCUGCACCCUUCGAGGUGGUGUUCGUGUCGGCGGACGGCAGCCCCGAGGAGAUGCUGGACUUCAUGCGCGAGCUGCACGGCGCCUGGCUGGCACUGCCCUUCCACGACCCCUACAGGCAUGAACUGAAGAAGAGGUAUGACAUCACAGCCAUCCCCAAGCUCGUGGUCAUCAAACCCAAUGGAGCUGUCAUCACCAGCAAAGGGCGGAAACAGAUCCGGGAGCGCGGGUUAGCUUGCUUUCAAAACUGGGUAGAAGCAGCCGAUGUUUUUCAGAAUUUCUUGGGGUGAAUCUGGAGGGACCAGGGCAGACGCUUGCUGCAAGUGCAGACCAAACACCUUCAAAGGGGGAGUUGCUUAUUCUUUUCUCUGUUGGGGGAUUUCAUAGUAGCCGCACGAAAGUAGGACAAAGGGCAGGUGCUGCCCAGGAAAGAACUACACCCUCCCUCUGCGGGUCCCAGAGUUCCUCUGGUGUGGACUUUUGUUUUUAUAGCUUUCUCCACCUGUGCCUAGGCCCCAGGACACAUCGACAGUGUGCUAUCAAAAAUCUAUGCAAGAUGCUCAUUUCUACAGGCUUUUUUUUUGGUAAAUUGAUCUAUGAGGUGACGCAUUUUCUGAUGACAUAUCACAUUUUAGUGAUGCCUUGGUAAGUGUAUUUAUUAAUCACGUUUGUAGAAUGUAUAGUUUAAUAAACCAACAUUCACACCGUGAGCAGCUCAGUUUUCUUUUUCCUUUCAAACCCUACACCAACAGAAGGACAAGUCAGUAAACAUCGUGCUUAAGCUGCCAUUCACAUG